UAUUGUGUAAGCUUAUUUCUUCAUGGCUGCGGGUUCGUAACACAGCUACGUCAGUUGUAUGGGGCGGGUCUUGGUACCGUAGCUUUCUGGAUUACUUAAUUGGAACCUUACCUAAGGUAGCUUAAGCUUUGUUACGCCACAAUAAGGCUGAAGAUCAAAGGCCCCCACGUUACUUACAAGCCUCAAACCAUCCGAGACGUCCAGAGCGAAUUGAAGCUACAAUCAAUCUCGAGAUACAUGCAGAUCUGUUGAAAACAACCACCUAAACACCCAUCUAUCUAGUGCACGGCAACCGCCUACCUCUGUCAAGAUGGCUGGCGUAGAGCACUACCGCAUGUCGAUGGACCCGGCUAUCCAGAAGCUGGGGAGCAUGACCACGAACCGCCACACGUUCUUCCGAUGGACUCCGCGAACCGCCCGCAUCACUUUUAUGUACGCCGUCGUCGUGCCGGCCAUCUUCGGCGUUGUCGCAUACGCCACCGACGGAAAGUACGAUUUUCGAGCAAAGAGGAAGGGAGACUUGGUCAGAGAGUUUUAAGAAAAGAACCGGCGUGGGAGAAGCUUGGACAACUGUAUAUGAGGCUAAGCGAAGCUACCGCAAUUGAACGAGGACUUUGACCAAUGAUCACUUCUCAAUGCUUCUACUUUUCAAGAGUAUCAUGUUGAAGUUUAUCUUGAAAGUGAAUAUCAAGAGGGCUCCAGCGCCUAACGUUAUGGCAUAGUCUUCAAGUGAAGCUCUGGGUUGUAAUAGAUAUGAUAAUAGAUAUGAUAUGCGAACGACAACUCUUAAUGCCCGCUACUCGUCCUCUUCUGCAUAUUUCAUUCAGAUGUCUCUCCAAAAUAUAUUAUAAUCAUCAA
Daldinia decipiens is the source of this 858-nucleotide messenger RNA. Its product is annotated as NADH:ubiquinone oxidoreductase 6.6kD subunit. The transcript has 4 exons. Lineage: Eukaryota; Fungi; Ascomycota; Sordariomycetes; Xylariales; Hypoxylaceae. The record is from RefSeq and is a predicted model, not a curated record. Bases 311 to 538 code for a protein of 75 amino acids.